This is a messenger RNA of Pseudomyrmex gracilis, 3631 nucleotides long. RefSeq names its product protein pigeon (gene pigeon). Gene Ontology annotation, cellular component: trans-Golgi network. The transcript is spliced from 12 exons. The record is from RefSeq and is a predicted model, not a curated record. Gene Ontology annotation, biological process: positive regulation of amyloid-beta formation. The coding region runs from base 415 to 3258 and encodes 947 amino acids. NCBI's taxonomy places the organism in Eukaryota, Metazoa, Arthropoda, Insecta, Hymenoptera, Formicidae.
CGAGCCUCGUGACGACGAGCUUCGUGACGAACCUCUGGAAGAGAAUCUUCCUGCGUUCACAUGAUCUGAAAACAAAGCGGUCUAGGUACAUAAUGCGUUAUCACUUACGCGUCGUCAGUAGCGACAGAAGGAAGAGAAGCAACAAAAUUCGGAUUUUCAUCGCUUUGUAACAGUAUUUCACGAUAGUUUAUAGAAGACUGACGACUUUCGCUUUUUACAGGACUACGCCCAUUGGUGUUACUACGCAUGAGCAGAAUUUGAUAAUCACUGGAGCAGAACGUGAGCAGAGAGAGCAGACGACAACAUCGACCAAAAACAUCAAAGUAUGUGACAUAUGCGUUUGACGUUUGUUAGUGGACCAAAAAGUAAACUGCAAAGUGGGCAUUUAAUCGAAAAUUUGUUUCUGCAAUAAAUAUGAUAGAGAAUCUCGCGGCGAAGUUAUGUUUACUUUUAUCGGAAAGUGCUAAUGCAGAUUUUUCAGCGGAACAAUGGAAGUUAUUUGGACAAGAAAAAGAUGGAUCCAUACUUAUUGGUUGGGUGGAGGAAUCCAAAAAUAACAAUGCAUUUGUGUCUCGUACAGUAGUAGGUCGCUAUGAUCAGAUUAACAACAAAUUACAGAUAUUGCAUCGCUUUUCGGAAGUGCUGAACAUUGUUCAGGCUACAGUGAAUCAGAGCCAUACUUUGCUCGGAUAUGUGACAAAGCAAAAGCAUUCUGUUGAUGCGGCAGAUUGUUCUGAAAAUCAAUCUCCAAAUGAUGACAAUGCUGCGAGUGAAUGUUACAAGGAGCUUUACAGAGUGUUCAUUGUUGAGUUAACAACUGAUGAGGCCAAAGUCCACAAUUUAGAAAUAGAAAGAUCUAAGCAAGUUCGUAUACAAUUUUUAUACAGGGAAAAGGAACAACUCAGUGCAGACAAGUUUCUGGUGCUGAUACAUCACGAAUGCGUGCUGACAUACACUGUUCAGUUUGAUACAUCAACAAACAAGUCGAGAUCGAUAAAGGAACUGAAAUCCGAAGUACUUGUAAAAACAUUUAUAUGGGCUCAAUGGGACAUGAUCAAUCAAGUUCUCUAUCAUAUACAUCAUCGACGGAUUCCUGCAAGUGUGGUCACCGAACAUGACGAUGAAAACAAUUCCAGAUCGAUAAAACCGACACUCAGCGGACUACAGUUUCACGAUGAUUUACCUCAUGAAACAGUGCUGAAUAUCCCAUUAAACUUACCGUUACUGUCGCCAUCCUCUAGUUGUGGGACUUACGAAGACGAUGUAAUACCCCUGCGAGUCCACGACUGUUCCUUAGAUCUCAUAGUGGUGUCGGACUCCAAGGGAAUGGUUUGCGUUUGUCAUUACUAUCUCUAUCGACCGGUACAACCGCCGCAGCAUGUGCUCAACUCCCUGAACGAGUCCAAUACGGUGCACUUCGCGUAUUCGGUGACACUGUUGCACCACAGUUGUGUGAUUCAUUGCGUUAUACCGGGUAUAUUGUGGUCGCGCGCCAAACUGAUGAGACCGACCUUCGCGAUCUACGAAGGCCAUCAUAUGAUCGUGUUUGUUCCGGGACUGUUCGCACAUCUUCUCGAAAUUGGUGUAAACCACGAGCCCUGCUGCCACAUACUGUGUGGUCCGCCGCCGUCGGUUCCGUCUCGCGAUUCUUACCUGGUGCCGCUAUUCGAUUUGGACAACUCUAACAAGGGAACGAGAAAGAAUUCCCAUCCAGAUAGCAAGACCAGUUGUUCGGAUGGAAAUAGUUUGUUCGCAAAUUCCAGUAUACUGACGAUAGAUUUGCCUACUUUGGAUCUCGUGCGACUGACGAUUUCUCCGGACUUCCUCGUGGAAGUCUUUCGCAAGGAGACCUCGGUCGAGAUUCGUUUGGGGAUACUUCACUAUUUUCUCUGUCACAAAAACGACAUGGAAAUUAUUGCGGAGUUAAUGUCCGUCGUCGCGGAGAAGCCGCGCUCGUUGGACAUACCGCGUUUUAUGCAAGAGAUUCUCAUAGGCAGCUCGUACGCAUUGGUGCAAAAGAACCUUCUCGCGGAUACCGUUCCUCUGCUCUCCCUGUUGCCCGUGACCACCAUAGGGGAUUACAUGACGUUCGACAUAAAGAUGAACGAGUUGGAUAUCACGCUGAGUCACGAGAAACUGUGGAACACAUCGGUAAUGUUGCUCUCGCCGCAGCAGAGACUCGUUCCGUAUCGUAGCGAUCUGUGGACCAGAUUGUGGGAUCAGCUGAGCAAAAACGGCGGUGAUAAGUUGAGAUUCAAGCCAAGCCACAUUGCGGAGAAGCUGCUCGUUUCGUUAGCUUGUUAUCAACCCGAAGCGUUGUCGAGAUGCAGCACUCCGAUGUCUCCGAGCGGAGGAUUUGUUGCAGUACCGUUCGGUGACUUCAUGGGUAAUCGAAAUAUCAAAAUGGACUCGGGCUUGCCGUUUAACGAGACGGAAAGCUGCACCGCCUCGAAGCAGGAACACAUUGUGUCGGUCAAUUUGCGCGAGCUAUCUAUGUAUCUUUUGAAGAACGGCACGCACACAACGUCGACUAUGCACACACGAGGAUCUUGCACCCCGUUACACGUUCACGCCAUGGCCACGAGAUACGUCGCCGCGCAAUUGGAAGCUUCGCGUAUGUUGUGUCAGAUACUUUGCAGAGCGGCUGGUGUCGAUCCGAGAAUUGAGCAAGAUCGUGGCUUCGGUUUGAUAGAUCAGUUGGAUGAGACAAGACGAUGGCUGUUGUUCAUGCUUCUGCAGCGAUACCGAUAUUCCAUAGAGAGCAUCGCUUUUCCGGCGCCGCAAGGAUUUGCGUCGUUCUUUACGUAUCUCGGCUAUCGCACUGUUCAGUACCCGAUGUUUCUCCAAUACGUCGAACGUUCAGUAUUUGAGCUUCAAGUCGAUGUUACCAAGAAAAUUCUAACUGAUAUAAGUGAUACGAAGGAAACUGUCAUUCAGAAGUUGAAGUUACUGUCCUUCUUGCCAAGAUCUCGCGCGAAGAGACUUUUGAAUCAGUGGCUGCAUCCGGUUAGUUUCAUGCUGCGAGCCAGAGAACACGCCGCCAAUAUUCUGUGCGGUGAAAUAUCUCAGAAUCGAAUCGGCAGUCGGACUCUGCAACAUCGUAAUCAUCACAAUAGUUUGGCAGCGUUUCCCUCUGCAGACCGUCUAUCGCCAUUGGAUACGUUUUUGGAUUUACUUACUGCGAAAGCUAGUCUUACGGAACUGGAUUUUGGACUGUUGAUAGAAGCAACAGUAACAUCUACGGAAGACUUUCUCUAAGAAAUUAUUAGAAAUUUGAUGUCAUACCUGAAGUGACCAUAUUCACAUGAUAUACUAUAUUUCUUAAACCAUUGUGAUUUAAAGCUUCCAUAUUUAUUUAUAUAACUUAAUUCCAUAGAUAAGAAAAGAUAAUUGUGAAGGGCACGUGAAAUUACAAAAGUUAUCAUAGUUUAUAUAUUUAAGAAUCUCCAAAGAGUAGCAAGUGCCAUUGAAAGCUGUUUAGUUACCAGAUGUAAUUAACAAAUUUAAUGUGUUUUAUGUACACAAUUUGUAUAAUUGUUUAAUAUGAUUUUACAUCAUAUUUAAACCAUGGAGUGCAAUAUUAAUAUAAGUAGACAAAUAUAUAAUUUAACAAACCUAUAAGGAAACAACC